ACAUUAAGUGGUUUAUUUGAUAAAAAAAUAAAUAAAUAUUUUUUUGCUUUAGUUAAUUACAAAAACAAAAUUAAAACAAAUCGAAAUGAUAAGUUUAAAUCAGUUUACUACUAGUAUAAUACUUGCCGCUUUAACUUUAGUUACAUGUGUAAUACGUGCCGAGUUUCUGUUUUCGGUGUUGCAUGAUAUUACAUCGCCCAAACAUUAUGGAGAUGGUGAUAUAGUGAUAAAUAUUAUAUUGGUUAUUAAUAUGGUUGUAUAUUUAAUAUUGGCCAUAUUUUGUUUGUUAUUAAUGUAUGCCAUAGUGCAGCAAAACCACCUUCUGAUGAUGCCCUGGUUAUUUGUGGCUCUACUGAGUGUUAUUUGCGAAGUGAUAUUUGUCAUUUAUAUUGUGGCAUCGGGUCAUAAGAAAGCGGUGUUAAUUUUACUAAUUGGAACUGCUCUCAGUCUUUGGAUUAUAUGGGUGAUAUUCUCAUUUUAUAAGAAACUACGUCAGGAAGCUCUUACUAAUAGAGAGGAAACUAUUCGUGGAUAUCGUUUUACAGCAGCUAAUACAGUGGAAGUGUAUUGAAAUGAUUAGAUUUUAACUGAUAAUUCGAAUAAAGUAUUAGAUUAUAAUUGAAACACAUAGAUAAAUAUAUUUUUUGUAAGCGA
Molecule: messenger RNA, 654 nt
Organism: Lucilia cuprina (Australian sheep blowfly)
Lineage: Eukaryota; Metazoa; Arthropoda; Insecta; Diptera; Calliphoridae
Exons: 3
Coding region: 86-571 (161 amino acids)
Source: RefSeq, a predicted model, not a curated record